Penicillium manginii is the source of this 906-nucleotide messenger RNA. Its product is annotated as N-acyl homoserine lactonase family protein. The record is from RefSeq and is a predicted model, not a curated record. The transcript has a single exon. Bases 1 to 906 code for a protein of 301 amino acids. NCBI's taxonomy places the organism in Eukaryota, Fungi, Ascomycota, Eurotiomycetes, Eurotiales, Aspergillaceae.
AUGGCAUCACCAAACGAUCAAGAUGUGCAAUUGACGUUCUUGACCACAGGAACCGUCCGCAUUAGACCGUCAAUGAAAUCCCAGCCGGCCAAUCAACCGGCUAUAUUCCGUCGCCUUCGUUCUCUUUGUGACAGAAAAUGGACAGAACCUCUACCCGUUGGCGUAUUUCUCCUCCGUCACCCUGAAGGCAAUUUCCUCUUUGACACAGGCCAAUCUCCCUGCUGCAAUAAUGCAGGCUACUUCCCACGCCUCGCCUUUUUCAAUGGGCUAUUGAGCGAAUUCACUCUGCAACACAAAGAUGGAAUUGUUGAACAACUCCGUGGCCUUGGCGUCGAGCCUACCGACCUCAAAGGGAUUAUUCUCAGCCAUCUACAUAAUGACCAUGCUGGAGGACUGGAGGAUUUACUGAAUAAAUCCCCAGAUCUACCUGUUUAUAUCAGUCGAGAGCACUGGAAAGCCUUUGGAGAACACCCUCUUUUCGCAAGCAUGGAAGGUGCAACUCCAAAUCACUGGCCCAAGGGGUUCGCACCUAGGAUUGUCGACCUUGAAGACAAGCCACUUGGACCUUGGAAAAAGUCAUUUCCCGUGACUGAUGAUGGGAGAAUUGUUAUCGUGGAUACUUCUGGUCACGUCCCUGGCCAUGUAGGCUUGGUGAUCUACAGCCGUGGAAACAAUAAUGGAAAACAGACCACAUAUUUCCUUCCCGGCGACGCAACAUAUGGCUUGGGUUGUUUGGAUAAGGAAGAGCCGGAUGGUAUUAAUGAUGAUCCCAUGCGAGCGUUGGGCACCCUGAAAACAAUCAAGCAAUUUGCUAGAGAAACUGAAGUCGUCAUAUUGCCCAGCCACGACCCUUCCACUCCCCGAUUGCUUGCCGAUCAAGUGGUUUACCGGCCGAGCGACCUUUGA